AAGGUGUUGUCGUUUGAUUUAAGAAGUAAGACUUGUAAGACUUGUGAAUUCCAUCUUAAUAGAAAAGAGACUGUUCCGGAGCAUGAGUGUCAGUUGAAUUGGCAUGGCUCUAGUAAAUCCAUGGAGGCAGAUAUGGCGGUGUCUAUGGCCCACAGAUUAAAAGAUGAUGAAUGUGAAAUUAAUGUCAUACAUGCUGAUAAUGAUGCAGCAACAUCAGCCAGACUUGAAGUUGAGUUUGAAAAUAUAAAGAAAAAGAUGACCAGAACCAUGUAAAGAAGGGUAUAUCAACAAGCUUAUAUAAUAUUUCAAAGAGUUACAAAGAAUUGCAAAAGGAUGCUGACUGGUGUAGCUAUCAUCAAGAUCCAGAAAAAUUUACGUAUAAAAGUUUACCAAAUGGGAAACGGCUCAAGUCUGAAGGAUUAAAGGUUGAAUUGAAUAAUUUAGUGCAAAAAAUGAUUGGUAGGAGUAAUUCUUUAAAUGAUCUUAGAUCAACACAGUCAAAUAAAAGCUUUAACCAGCUUGUAUCUGUAAAGGCACCUAAAUCAAGACAUUAUGGUGGAUCAUGCUCACUUCAGAAUAGGCUAUCUGCAGCUGUGCUUCAGAAACAUGAAGGAUAUGGCUACUUAUCCAAGAUCAAUGAAGCAGCAAACCUCUCUCCAGGAGAAUUUACAAUGGUUUCCUCUGUAAGAGAUAAAAAAAUGGAAAAAAGAAAAGAAAAGAAGAAUUCAAAGGAAUAUAAAGUUGGCCGUAUACAAAAGAAAAGAAACCACAAUAAGAACGAGCGUAAACAUCUGGUAAGAGAAGGAAAAACUUAUGGAUCUCAAAUGGAAUUUGAUCUUCAACAGGACCCUGAGCAAACCACAGAAAUUCCACUUCCUUUUAAUCUAGAUGGCACUGAAUGCAAAGUGUUUUUUGAUUUAAAAACAACAGGCUUGGGUAGGAAUAGCGACAUCAUUCAGAUAGCAGCUAAGUCAAAUUCAAAUAGUUUUAACAGAUAUGUCAUCCCGAGAGUGGACAUUCAGAUCGAGGCCAGUAAGAUCACUGGUAUAACAUUCAGCCAUGGAACAAAUAAAAUGUAUGUUCGAGGAGAUAUAGUUGAACCUGUGACACUACAUAAAGCCCUACUUGAUUUUAUACAUUUUUUAAAGGAACAGAACCAGUCAAUUAUACUAGGUCAUAACAUUUGUAACUUUGACAUUUCUGUAAUUGUUAACAAAUUGAAAGAAUGUAAUUUGUUUUCGACAUUUUGUGAAACCGUGAAAGGUUUUAUUGACACAAUGAAAGUGGCUAGAAAAUAUAUUCCAAAAAAUGAUGUAGAAAAUUUUAAGCAGCAGACUCUUGUCCAACAGUUUGUAGGAGAAAAUUACUCUGCCCACAAUGCAAUAGAGGAUGUAGAUUCAUUAAAAACAUUAUACGACAGUAAUUUUACCUCACUAGUGAAAUCUGAUGAUGACCAUAAGAUACCACCAAAGAGUAUGAAAUGCAUUCAGGACUACUUUCAGACUGAGGAAUGA
Molecule: messenger RNA, 1514 nt
Organism: Mytilus californianus (California mussel)
Lineage: Eukaryota; Metazoa; Mollusca; Bivalvia; Mytilida; Mytilidae
Exons: 7
Coding region: 453-1514 (353 amino acids)
Biological process (GO): DNA catabolic process
Cellular component (GO): cytoplasm
Molecular function (GO): nucleic acid binding; 3'-5'-DNA exonuclease activity
Source: RefSeq, a predicted model, not a curated record